AUGGGUCAGGCUCCCUCGAAACUAGACGAGAAAGAGGCCGUGGCUGGCUUGAGCCGCAUGAGCCUCGACAAAAAUGCUUAUGUCUUCGUCGAAGACGAAUCUUUGCCACCUCCAUAUGAGGCUGCUGGUGACAGGGUCAACACCAUCUCUCUUGACCAGACAAAGCUCUGGGAAGAAAAGCUUCUGUCUUCACCAAGGAACCGGCUUGCCAUUUCUGCUCUCUCACAAAACCCUAUCUCGGCAAUCCUCACCAACAACGGUGCUGCUGUUGCUGAUACCCAAGUUUUCAACGUUAAGAUUCCUUUUGAGGGCGCGCCUAUUACCAACCAACGAUCUUCUGGGCGAUGUUGGCUGUUUGCUUCUACUAAUGUCUUCCGUGUUGCCAUCAUGAAGAAAUACAACCUUAAAGAAUUCGAGCUUAGCCAGUCUUAUCUCUUUUACUGGGACAAGAUUGAGAAAGCCAAUUGGUUCUUGGAAAAUGCCAUCCAAACUGCCGGGGAAGACCUCGAAGGCCGCUUAGUGAAGGAACUCUUUUCCAGCCCCGUUGGCGAUGGAGGUCAGUGGGACUUUGUGGCCAACCUGGUCAACAAGUACGGCUUGGUGCCGCAAACACUGUACCGGGAUUCGUACAACGCGAAAAAUAGUAGUAAAAUGGGUUCUCUAAUAACCACCAAGUUACGUGAGCAAGCUCUAGUUUUGCGGAAGCUGGUUCUCUCUGGGAAGGCUCAUCUGCUUGCCGCCCACAAAGAUCGCUUCUUACAGGAAAUCCAUACCAUUUUGACGAUCAUGCUGGGACCCCCUCCAAGUCCCGAGAAGGAGUUCACUUGGACCUUUUACGAUGCAGAGAAUAAGUACACCAAGGUUGUCGCCAAGCCCACACAGUUCGCAGCCACAUUGUCAGAUAAACAGACAGUCCGAGCAUGCGGCGGCACAGAUGUCAAUGAGCUUUUCAGCCUGAUCAACGAUCCUCGAAAUGAAUACAAUCGUCUCUUGACUGUCGAUCGACUCGGGAAUGUUGUAGGAGGCCUUCCUGUUCGAUAUGUGAAUGUAGACAUGGAUACGAUGAAAUCUGCCGCUAUCGCUAUGCUCAAAGCGGGAAUCCCUGUAUUCUUUGGCAGUGAUGUUGGCAAGUUUUCUGAUUCGGUUUCCGGCAUCAUGGAUACCGAGUUGUUCGACUUCAACCUUGGCUUCAACGUUAAGUUGGGAUUGACUAAAGAACAGCGUCUGAGAACUGGGGAAUCAGCUAUGACCCAUGCUAUGGUUCUCACAGCGGUGCACAUUGAGAGUGGCAAGCCCGUCCGGUGGAGAGUGCAGAAUUCAUGGGGCGAGAGUCCCGGUGAUAAGGGUUGGUUCGUGAUGACUGAUAAGUGGAUGGAUGAAUUUGUUUACCAAGUCGUUGUCGACCCACGUUUUGUGAGCAAGGAGACACUGGAUGUCUUGAAACAAGACCCUGUCGUGUUGCCUCUGUGGGACCCAAUGGGCGCUUUGGCUUAG
Molecule: messenger RNA, 1494 nt
Organism: Talaromyces atroroseus
Lineage: Eukaryota; Fungi; Ascomycota; Eurotiomycetes; Eurotiales; Trichocomaceae
Exons: 4
Coding region: 1-1494 (497 amino acids)
Biological process (GO): response to toxic substance; proteolysis; L-homocysteine catabolic process
Cellular component (GO): cytoplasm
Molecular function (GO): cysteine-type aminopeptidase activity
Source: RefSeq, a predicted model, not a curated record